Messenger RNA from Trypanosoma brucei brucei TREU927, 741 nucleotides. RefSeq names its product protein kinase, putative. Gene Ontology annotation, molecular function: ATP binding; protein serine/threonine kinase activity. Gene Ontology annotation, cellular component: cytosol; nucleus; EKC/KEOPS complex. The coding region runs from base 1 to 741 and encodes 246 amino acids. Gene Ontology annotation, biological process: protein phosphorylation. The record is from RefSeq and is a predicted model, not a curated record. Lineage: Eukaryota; Euglenozoa; Kinetoplastea; Trypanosomatida; Trypanosomatidae. The transcript has a single exon.
AUGAAUACGCACGCGGCCGCUGUUACGGUUGGGUCGGUGCUGUUUCAAUGCGCCGAGUCACGUGUGUAUGAAUGCGAUUUCUACAGUCACCCUGCCGUAUGCAAAUAUCGGCUUCCAAAGCCUUACAGGCACCCUACAUUGGAUAAAAGGCUUCGUGAGCAGCGCUCUGUGCGUGAGGCAAGGGCAUUGGUGAGAUGUCAAAAGCAAGGGAUCGCGGUGCCAGCGGUGUAUGCCAUCGACCGUGAGAGUUGCGCCAUCGUAAUGGAACGAAUUAUUGGGAUGAGUGUACGGGACGUGCUUAAUGAGGCGCAGCGGCCGUUGGAGGGCGCAGUGUCACCGGUGGCCGCCCGCCUGUUGGAAGGGAUGGGUGAAGUGGUGGGGCUUCUGCACAAUGCUCAUAUAAUCCACGGGGAUCUUACAACCUCAAACUUCAUGUACCGAACAGCAACUGUGGCGGAGGGGAAGGCUGAUAGUGCAGCAUGUGGAGCCGCUCCACGUGAUCGUCUCGUCGUGUUGGACUUUGGUUUAGUGAUGGACAAAAAUAGUGCGGAAGAGCGUGCAGUCGACUUGUAUGUUCUUGAGCGGGCCAUUAAAUCGUCGCACCCGUCGCUCGAAGGCGUGGCUUCAGCGUUUAUCUUAAACGGCUACCGUCGUACUGCAGAUCCACAUCAAGUGGAAGCGACUAUCACACGUCUUGGGGCUGUGCGGGCGCGUGGUCGCAAGCGUAGUAUGGUGGGAUAG